AUGAGGCCAGCCCUGCGUCUCCUUGCCGCCGUCAAGCCCGUCGGGCGCGUCCUCGAACCCGGCGCUCCCACCGGCCUUUGCGGCCUGCUCACCCACCCUGCGCCGCGCUCGACCCUCGUCUACCUGUACAGCAGGACCCUCGACAAGCUCAAGCAGUUCCCCGAGUCGUCCGUCUACCGCCAGUCUACCGAGGCUCUGACCCGCCACCGCCUGAGCAUCAUUGAGCGCAUUGAGCCUGCCGGCCUCAAGGAGUGGGAGGAGCGCGUCCAGAAGCAGGUCGAGGCGAAUCCGGACGCCUUCGAGAAGCACGGUGUUGCUGUCAGGCGGACUGCCGACGGCAGGGCUUUUAUCGUCGUCCGCCAGAAGGGCGAGGUCGACGAACGUGAGGAGGAAUGGGACGGCGAGAUUACCAGCGACCCCGAGCCCGAGGGUGUCCGCUCGUCCGCUGAGAGGCUGGGUCAGAAGGAAGCAUUUGGCCAUGGCAGACCCGACAAUCUUGAGAAGGCGCAGGAUUUCGAGAUUGAAAAGGAGCCCAGCUUGACCUUUGAGCAGAUUUCCACUGCUGAGAAGGAGAUUGGCGCUGGUUUGAUCGAGGAGGUCAUCCAGGUUGCUGAGGGCGAGCUCAGGCUUGCUCGCGAGAUGCUGGAGAACAAGGUGUGGGAAGAGCUAUGCGAGAAGCCCGCGGAGGGUCAAUGGUCUUACUUCGAGAGGAAGCAGUAA
Lasiodiplodia theobromae is the source of this 720-nucleotide messenger RNA. RefSeq names its product NADH-ubiquinone oxidoreductase. Gene Ontology annotation, biological process: respiratory electron transport chain. The transcript has 3 exons. Lineage: Eukaryota; Fungi; Ascomycota; Dothideomycetes; Botryosphaeriales; Botryosphaeriaceae. The coding region runs from base 1 to 720 and encodes 239 amino acids. The record is from RefSeq and is a predicted model, not a curated record.